UGCGCGUUCGCGAUUUUUCUGAGAUUCCCGACGUAAGACGAAACUGGGAGCAUCGCCGGAAUAUCGACAAGUUCAUACCGACGAGUGAGUGAUGGGGGACGCAGCGAUGAACGUCGCAGCGUCCGGUGGCAGCGGCGGCGGCGGUGGUGGCGGUGGCGGCGGCGGCGGCAGCGGUGGCAGCGGCAGCGGUAGCGGCGUCAGCGGCAGCGGUAGCGGCAGUCAACGUAUCGUUAAAGAGGGAUGGCUCCAAAAGCGCGGAGAGCACAUUAAAAAUUGGAGAUCAAGAUAUUUUGUCUUGAGAGACGAUGGUACACUGGUUGGAUUCAAGGCAAAACCUGAUCCACAGAUGGCUACACAAACAUCUACCCAGCCCUUAAAUAAUUUUACAGUGCGUGGGUGCCAAAUAAUGUCAGUGGAUAGACCUAAACCCUACACAUUUGUUAUCAGAGGCCUCCAGUGGACAACGGUAAUCGAAAGGACGUUUCAUGUGGAAACGGAACAAGAAAGGGAAGACUGGGUAGCAGCAAUCAGAUAUGUAGCAGAUAGAUUAGCAAAUGAAGAAAAUCAACAAGAACAACCACAAAUGCAACAAUCUUCUUCCUCAGAGGAUGUUGAUAUGGAAUCGUCAGUAGGUGCUAGGUCUGACUCUUGUAGUUCCUUAGGUGUUGUAUCUUCUGAUAUAGAUGGUGGUAGUAUUGAUGAAUUAUCAGCAAAGUUCAGUGUCCAAGGAACUUCAAGUAGUAAAAGUACCGGCAAAAAGAAAGUAACACUGGAAAAUUUUGAAUUUUUAAAAGUUUUGGGGAAAGGAACGUUUGGAAAGGUAAUUCUUUGUAGAGAAAAAGCAACAGGACAUUUAUAUGCUAUUAAAAUUUUACGAAAGGAGGUUAUUAUUCGUAAAGAUGAAGUGGCACAUACACUUACUGAAAACAGAGUAUUACGUACUACUAAUCAUCCUUUUUUAAUCUCUUUGAAAUACAGUUUUCAAACGGCGGACAGAUUGUGUUUUGUUAUGGAAUAUGUAAAUGGUGGUGAAUUAUUUUUCCAUUUGAGUCGAUCACGAGUAUUUGGUGAAGAUCGUACUCGAUUUUAUGGCGCAGAGAUUAUAUCGGCCUUAGGUUACUUGCACUCGCAAGGCAUUAUAUACCGUGAUCUCAAACUGGAAAAUCUUCUUUUGGAUAAAGAUGGACAUAUUAAAAUUGCUGAUUUUGGUUUAUGCAAAGAGGACAUUACGUAUGGAAGAACAACAAAGACAUUUUGUGGAACACCAGAAUAUUUGGCACCAGAAGUACUUGAAGAUAACGAUUAUGGACGAGCUGUGGAUUGGUGGGGUGUAGGUGUAGUCAUGUAUGAAAUGAUGUGUGGUCGAUUACCUUUUUAUAACAAAGAUCAUGAAAAGCUAUUUACGCUUAUUUUAUUGGAAGAAGUAAGGUUUCCUAGGACGAUUAGCAAUGAAGCAAGAGAGAUGCUUGGUGGUUUAUUAAUAAAGGAUCCAAGUAAAAGAUUAGGUGGUGGACCUAAUGAUGCAAAGGACAUCAUGAAUCAUGCAUUUUUCUCAUGUAUCAAUUGGACGGAUCUUGUCCAGAAAAAGAUUCCUCCACCCUUUAAGCCGCAAGUGACUUCAGAUAUUGACACUCGAUAUUUUGAUAGUGAAUUUACCGGCGAAAGUGUUGAACUUACACCCCCAGAUCAGGGUUGUUUGGGUAGUGGAGGGGGUUUAAAUUCUAUAGCAGAAGAACAAGAACAUUUUCCCCAAUUUUCAUACCAGGAAAGUCAUUCAGCAGCAACUUCUUCCAUUGUUUCUAUUAAUCACUGACAGUGUCAAGUAUCUUGCUUAAUUAAUGUAAUGAGAUAUGGUUCAAUGCAUGAAAAACU
Messenger RNA from Cyphomyrmex costatus, 1872 nucleotides. It is a transcript of the gene Akt, whose product is annotated as AKT serine/threonine protein kinase. The transcript has 7 exons. The record is from RefSeq and is a predicted model, not a curated record. Gene Ontology annotation, molecular function: ATP binding; protein serine/threonine kinase activity. NCBI's taxonomy places the organism in Eukaryota, Metazoa, Arthropoda, Insecta, Hymenoptera, Formicidae. Gene Ontology annotation, biological process: protein phosphorylation. Bases 92 to 1813 code for a protein of 573 amino acids.